GACCCUAUCGGGCUUCGUCCCUGCGUGGUGCAGAUUAUAUAAUGGGCGUAGCCUAUAAUUACGUCAAUCUUGGCUUGAUCAUCCGCCAAAUCUCAAACUAUGCUGCUUAAAUAGUCUCAAACUGUUUCAAAUAUCUGCUCCUCAUAACGACUAGUACCGCUGUCACCAUGGCGCCCAGCAUAAUGCUCUGCAAUAACUGUGGCCACUCCAUGGAUGCUCAAGUUCCCUGCUCUCCUAUUGAUGUCAACAGGUAUCUGCGCUGCGGAGGGCAGAUCAGCGAAGCAGAGGCAGAUCUCUGUUCAAACACCAUCGUCCGUUGGCAAGAACAAGUUUUCGACUACGACGCCGAAAAUUUCCGGAUAAAGUUUGCUUUAGGGAAGCUUGAAGGUGUUCGACAAUCUCUCGUUGAUUGCAUCCAAACAUCAGAAGGGCUUCUUGCUCCCGUUCGUAGGAUUCCUCGCGACGUACUCCAAGAUAUAUUCGAAUACGUCUGUAUCUCUGUUUCAUACAGCCCCUUUCCCGGACGUGACGAGGUGUCGCUCAUAUUCGCAACACCAUUCUACCUCUCGUCUGUUUGCUUCUACUGGCGUACCAUCUGCCUAUCGUCCCCUCAACUUUGGACAUCCGUAUUUGCAAACCCCGGUCACAAUACUAUCACUUCGCACUUCGAACCUAUAUCAUCCCUGUGCGCAAAGCGCUCUGGGAAGCCUCCUUCCAACCUGCAAGUUGCUGUUGCAGAUGUCCCAAGUCGCGAUAAUCAACGGAGAUCGGACUAUAAUACCUUUGAUGCCUUGUUCUACCCCUACAAUGUCACCAUAGACCCACGCCGCUUGAAACACAUCGUUAUUUAUUUUAAACACGGCACCUUCUCAAAUGCACUCCAGACGCAUCAACCCCUGGAACUUCCUGAACUGGAAUGCCUGGAACUCUCCGGAUAUUAUUCGUCGUCCCUUUCUUACCCCCAGGAUGAACGCUUAAUCAAGCUGUUCGAGCGCACUCCAAAGUUACAUACUCUUCGUCUCUCCCUACAACGUUUGGCCAAGACUCCUUUCUCUUUACCACGCGAUCAAAUUGUCAACAUUGACCUUGCAAAUUACAACGAGUACCCAUCACUGACAGACGAAUUCCCCAACGCCGUGACUGCUACUCUGAGAAAGUGCCAAAUAAUAUUCUACGAUACCGUCGAUAUGCCCUUCCGCAAACUCAUUCUUCAUGAUUCAGACAUGAAUCCACCAUCUUCAAUGUUCGGAUUAUAUGCCAAUCCCCCAAGGAGAGUAAAUAUGCGGCGCCUCACUUCUCUGGAGCUCAUAUGCUCUGAGCCUUCGGAUACACUCAGAUACACCCUCAGCCUCCAAAACAUUCCCAGCCUCGCAAAGUCACCCCUCACAGAGCUUAUCCUUACCACAGUCACCCUCGACUGUACUGAAACACUCUCCCUCCUUUACACGGUCCCUCAACUCAGACGAUUGUCCAUUGUCGAGCGAAUCGACAUGGAGCUCAUCACUCCAGAGUUCAUCCGAGUCCUUGGGAGUGCAGAGAUUCUGCAGGAGUUGGAACAUCUGCAACUUGUCUGGUCGGGCGACGUCGAUGAGGGUGCCAUCAUGGAUCUGCUCGAAGGAAGAGCUUUAAUUUUGAGAUCCGCUGUUAUAGGCGUUCGACAGGGAGGCGAGCUCAGGGUGGAAACGCUUUCUCGAGUUCGCGCUCUGAGGAAGCACGGCAUGCAGAUAUUGCUUUGGUAGAAAAGAUUGUAGGUGUGGCGGAAGGGAAGAAUGUCGUUGGUCGGGAAGAGAAAGGACUUUUCAGAGAGCGAUCACAACAGGGUAUUCUUUUGAUCUAAUGUGAUGUAGUUGCAAAGGACUUAAAUAACACCAAGAACAAAUUUCUACGCUUGUGCUACUCGCCACGGCACUCGGUCAGAUUCAGGGGGAUCGCUGGUUUCACGCGGUCCCCUCAGUGGUGAUGCCCAUAUAUGGGUGCGCGGCGUUUUGCGUCCC
This is a messenger RNA of Desarmillaria tabescens, 1994 nucleotides long. RefSeq lists its product as uncharacterized. The record is from RefSeq and is a predicted model, not a curated record. Bases 168 to 1739 code for a protein of 523 amino acids. The transcript has 2 exons. NCBI's taxonomy places the organism in Eukaryota, Fungi, Basidiomycota, Agaricomycetes, Agaricales, Physalacriaceae.